Mus pahari (shrew mouse) is the source of this 649-nucleotide messenger RNA. RefSeq names its product PEST proteolytic signal containing nuclear protein (gene Pcnp). The transcript is spliced from 6 exons. Gene Ontology annotation, biological process: protein ubiquitination; proteasome-mediated ubiquitin-dependent protein catabolic process. Gene Ontology annotation, cellular component: nucleus. Bases 68 to 649 code for a protein of 193 amino acids. NCBI's taxonomy places the organism in Eukaryota, Metazoa, Chordata, Mammalia, Rodentia, Muridae. The record is from RefSeq and is a predicted model, not a curated record.
UUUGUGGUUGCUGGGCGGGGCCGUGACGUUCUUGCCCGGGCUGCAGGGGGAGGCCGCGGCGGGGAAGAUGGCGGACGGGAAGGCGGGAGAGGAGAAGCCGGAGAAGCCGCAGCGAGCCGGAGCCGCCGGAGGACCUGAAGAAGAAGCAGAAAAACCUGUGAAAACUAAGACUGUUUCUUCCAGUAAUGAAGGGGAAAUUUCCAGUCACAGCGCUGAAAAGCGAUCAGCUGAAGACGAAGCUGCAGACCUCCCAACAAAGCCUACAAAGAUGUCCAAGUUUGGAUUUGCCAUAGGUAGUCAGACGGCACGGAAAGCAUCUGCCAUCUCCAUUAGACUCGGAGCAAGUAAGCCUAAGGAAACAGUUCCAACUCUUGCUCCAAAAACUCUUUCGGUAGCAGCAGCUUUCAAUGAAGAUGAAGAUAGUGAGCCAGAAGAAAUGCCUCCAGAAGCAAAGAUGAGGAUGAAGAACAUUGGAAGGGACACACCAACAUCAGCCGGACCAAACUCCUUUAAUAAAGGGAAGCAUGGCUUUUCCGAUAACCAGAAGCUGUGGGAGCGAAAUAUAAAAUCUCAUCUUGGAAAUCUGGGAGAAAUGAGAGUUGUCUCUGAGUACAUCCAGCUGGGCUACAGUUCACUUGCAGAGAUAUAA